Molecule: messenger RNA, 537 nt
Organism: Suillus subaureus
Lineage: Eukaryota; Fungi; Basidiomycota; Agaricomycetes; Boletales; Suillaceae
Exons: 2
Coding region: 1-537 (178 amino acids)
Source: RefSeq, a predicted model, not a curated record
AUGGAACAUGGACCGUUCGACUCCUCUCCGCCCAUUCUAGAUCCUUCAUCCGCGCCUUUCCCAUCGUUUCCUAUGCCUGUGCCUGUCAUCAAUGUGCAAAUGCCUAGCACUGAUGCACCGUACGGACAGCCGUAUGCUUCAGAGUAUCCAUACGCUUCUGAGUACCCAUACACCCUCGAGCCCCCAUACACCCCUGAGCCUCCAUCUACUUUUGAGCAUCUCGCCUCUGAAAAUCCAUACACCCCCGAGCCCCCAUAUCCACUCCAGCAGCCUCAACAACCGUAUCAUGUCCGUCCUCACGUAUCAGUGCCACUUAACCUUGACCACGCUGAUAUGCCACUUGAACCGUGGGUCCCAAAGGUGCCGGGGCUGUCAGACGAGGAGGAAGUUGACUCUACGGCUGAGCCUGUCUACAUCCCUACCACUGAGCAUGUCCAGGCAGAAGCAUCUGUUUCUCGCAAGCCAUCCCGCAUACAGCGUUUGGCUUCCUUUCUAGGACUAAGACCUAAGGAAUCGACAGCUUCACGUCAUUUCUGA